Stylophora pistillata is the source of this 3046-nucleotide messenger RNA. RefSeq names its product serine/threonine-protein phosphatase 4 catalytic subunit B. The record is from RefSeq and is a predicted model, not a curated record. Gene Ontology annotation, molecular function: protein serine/threonine phosphatase activity. NCBI's taxonomy places the organism in Eukaryota, Metazoa, Cnidaria, Anthozoa, Scleractinia, Pocilloporidae.
GGAUCCGCCACUGCCUAGAGAAAAUUUCGUGUUUCAGUUCUCUGUUUCUGAUUUUCAUUCAGUUAAAAACAAGUUUGACUGGGACGAAUGGGUGGUUCUGAUGCCGUUUUCGCGCCAACAAAAGCGUCACUACAGAUGGCGCGUUUCGUAAUAACCACGUGACUUACAGAUCGCGCGGCAGCCUAGAAUGACAUGACGGCCAUGAAGCUUUACCAUACGUAACACGAAGUCGACAGCUUUUUUUCGUUGCAUAUCGGUGAACCAAUUCCAAGUGAAACGGAGAAAACUUAAGCAGUUUUCAGUGUAAUCAACGUCUUGCUUCUGUCGAUCAAAAUUCCAAUAGUUCCUUAUUUCAGCGUGUUGAUCACAAGACUCUUAAGAUACCAAGGAAAUUGUCCGGAUCGGCGAAGACAACGAGAAGUCUUUUUCAAAUUAAGCAGACUGAAACCAGAACACAGUCAGGUUAUUCGACGAACCUUAUACAAAGAGGUGAAAUAAAAAAAAUGACAGAUUGCAGCGAUCUAGACAGACAAAUUGACAAGUUGAGGCGAUGCGAACUUAUCACGGAGAAAGAAGUAAAGCAGUUGUGUGCUAAAGCGAGGGAAAUCCUUGUAGAAGAAUCAAAUGUCCAAAGGGUGGAUUCCCCAGUGACUGUAUGUGGUGACAUUCAUGGACAAUUUUACGACUUAAAGGAACUCUUUAAGGUUGGAGGUGAUGUGCCAGACACAAAUUACCUCUUUAUGGGAGACUUUGUGGACAGAGGAUUUUACAGUGUAGAAACAUUUCUAUUACUUUUAGCUUUAAAGGUACGAUAUCCCGACAGAAUAACAUUAAUUAGAGGAAACCAUGAGAGUAGGCAGAUAACACAGGUUUAUGGGUUCUAUGAUGAAUGCUUAAAGAAAUAUGGUUCAAUAACAGUUUGGAGAUAUUGCACAGAAAUAUUUGACUAUCUUAGUUUGUCGGCAAUCAUUGAUGAUAGGAUUUUUUGUGUUCAUGGUGGUCUUUCUCCAUCCAUUACUACCUUAGAUCAGAUAAGGGCGAUUGACCGCAAGCAGGAAGUUCCUCAUGAUGGUCCCAUGUGUGAUUUACUUUGGUCAGACCCAGAAGAUACACAGGGUUGGGGAGUAAGUCCUAGAGGUGCUGGAUAUCUGUUCGGUAGUGAUGUUGUUACUCAGUUUAAUGCGGCAAAUGACAUUGACUUGAUCUGUCGAGCUCAUCAGUUGGUAAUGGAAGGAUACAAGUGGCAUUUUAAUGAGACAGUCCUCACUGUUUGGUCAGCUCCAAACUAUUGCUACAGGUGUGGGAAUGUUGCAGCAAUAUUAGAACUGGAUGAGCAUUUAAAAAGAGAAUUCACAAUAUUUGAAGCAGCCCCUCAGGAGGUGAGAGGUAUGCCAACCAUUGCCAAAAAGCCCCAACCAGACUAUUUUCUCUGAAGCUGUGUGCUGCCACCACAGCCGAUCAACUAUAAACUACACUGUAUAUAACGAUUAGCAGGAAUUAUAAUAAUUUUAUAUCAGUCUUGCCUAUUAGUCACACAGUUAGAGGAUUAAUUUAUUGAAAUAAUUACUCAAUUUUCGUUUUCUCAUACUUUCGGAGUUGACAUAGAAUUGUAAGUGGAGUGAAUUAUGUGACAGCAGUCAUUGUAUUUCUUAUGGAGAAAUAAGCACAGACUUAAACCCUUUUGCUCAUAAGAUCUGUAUACCAGUUUUCCACACUGUUUUCCAUACAUUGUUUAUGAACUUUGUUAGAUCAGAUAAGAUCCCUGUGUUGAUGAUUUUUCUCAAUUCUCAUUACUGUUCUGCCUGAAGUUGUCUUGAUAAUGUGAGGAGAAGUUCAAGUGUGAUCACUCCGAGAGUGUAAGGUUUAAACACACAAUACCUGUUGAACAGAUCAGAAAGGAAUCAAAGUAGAGCUUUGAAAAUACUGACGUCAUUCAACUGUAUAGAAACAUAGCUUCGUGUAGUUUUCCAUGUGAUAAAAUCUCUGUUCUCAUAAGUUAUCUUUAGUUUACCGUUAGGCUAUGAUACUUAACAGUUUAACUUAGGAUAGGGCGUUAAUUUAUUGUGAUUUUGAAACUUGAGUAGGUGUUACCUACUAUCUUUAACCACAACUGGUUAGAAGGGAAUUCAGCAUUUUGCUGUUAACUUCUGAUCAAUAUUUAAACGAAGUUCAAAGCUUGUAAAUUUAGGUUUUCUGGGAAACACUUCCUAACUUUUCUUCUUUGUUUACUUCAUGAAAAAUAAUGUGCAACUUCUGAAAUUACCAUUUCCAAGGAGGAGUGUGAAAUAUGAUCCAAAAGUGUUGUGAUGCAGAAAAAGUCCAAGCAAGUUAAAUAUGUAGAUUUGUUAAAGGCAUGUUGUGACAAGCUUGGUCCUAAAACUAAAAGUGGUCGCAUAAGUGAAAAUUUUCAAGGCUUUCACUAACAUGAACUUUAUAGACUGAGUGGGAAGGCUGGAAAUGAAAAAAAAAAUUAUUAGUUCAAGGUCAUUGUAAUUAUGUAUACAGUACCAAGUGCAGGAAGGUCUGUACUUCAAUAGCAAAAAAUAUUUUCCUGUCUGCCCAAACCCUACUCAGUCAAUUAUCACUAUAAUGCUCUUUGUCUUCUGGCAUUUCAUGGGGCUGUACACCUUUUCCUGCCUUUGUUCAUGCCAUUGCGUUUGCCCCUCUUAGGAGAUUUUUUGUCAAGGAUUAUUCAAUUAAAGUGUGCUUGGGGCAGCAGGGGUCAUAUGAUAAAUCAGCUAAUUUUGAUUUCAAUUUCUCUUGUUUUCAGUUCAAGGGCUGUUUUCCUAGCUUCUUGACCAUGAAUAGUGAUUUAGAUAUUAUGUAAGAGUUGCACAGCAUGUUUAUUCAUUGAUAGCAAUCAAAGUUCAUUCCUAAACCAUUUGUUCAACACAUUGAAUUUUUCUUAAUUGUCUCCACUGUAGCCAGGCUGGCUGAGUUUUGUCAUUAAGAAAAGUUUUAGAUUUGUGUAUGUUGUAAUUUACUGUAAAUUAUAUCACUUGCAUAUACGAAAUCUUUUAUUAAACGCAAAUUUCUCUGGUGCCAA